Molecule: messenger RNA, 519 nt
Organism: Symsagittifera roscoffensis
Lineage: Eukaryota; Metazoa; Xenacoelomorpha; Acoela; Convolutidae
Product: NADH-dependent FAD reductase-like
Exons: 3
Coding region: 1-519 (172 amino acids)
Molecular function (GO): riboflavin reductase (NADPH) activity; FMN binding
Source: RefSeq, a predicted model, not a curated record
AUGUUUAUAUGGCGUCUCUUCUUCUGUCGCUUCUCUUCUUCGAGUGGGGGUGGAGGUAGGGAGUUACGAAGAGUGAUGCAAUAUGUGCCCACUUCUGUGGUCGUGGUCACCACUAGAGCGCCAGGUGGAGGCGGGGAGAGUGUGUUGCGAGGAGUGACCUGUAGCUCCUUCACAAGUGUGUCAGCCAAGCCACCUGUAGUCUCAUUCUGCAUGCAGAAUCCCAGCAGAUUCCACUCAUUGUUGACAGAGAGUGGACUGUUUGCAGUGAACAUUCUCUCAGAGACACAAGCGAACCUCAGUAUCCGCUUCUCAACUCCGCUGGCCCAAGGCACGGAAGAGGAAAAUAGUCAGUUCAAGAGAGUACCACAUGCAAUAGACACUGAGUUCAAUCUGCCCCUGUUAGAGGGGUGUGUGGGCCACUUACUCUGUUCGAAGAGGGAGUUCCAUCAGGUGGGCGACCACUUCGUAUGGUAUGGCGAUGUCCUCAAAACCAUCAUCGCUAACGGAUAUGAUGUGUAA